UCAUCAUAAAUGUAGCCUACACCAUUCAAUGGGCUCAGCGUAGUGACAUUACGGUAAUGAUAUACGUUUUAUGUUGCUCAGCCAAUAGAUAUCAUUCCCCGCAGCUCUUGCUCAUACUAGAUGUCAUCAAGUAGGAAACAGCUUCUAUCGAUUAAAACGGGACAGGUGCAGUUACCAGGAUGACUUCCAACGAAUACCAUAUAAUGGCAACAUCACCCCGUGAGCUUACUCAGAACCCGCUGAAGAAAAUAUGGAUGCCAUGGAAAAACGGGCUCUUUGUACACAUUUUACAAAGAAGGGUAUGUAUGACCAACUGUCCCACCCUCAUUGUGACGGUGGGCCUCCCAGCGAGAGGGAAGACCUACAUCUCCAAGAAGCUGACCCGCUAUCUCAACUGGAUUGGUGUGCCGACCAAAGAGUUCAAUGUGGGUCAGUACAGGAGGGAGUGUGUGAAGAUCUACAAGUCUUUUGAGUUCUUCCAUCCAGACAAUGAAGAGGGGCUGAAGAUCAGGAGGCAGUGUGCACUGACGGCGCUGAAGGAUGUGCACCAGUACCUGACUGUGGAGGGGGGCCAGGUGGCGGUGUUUGAUGCCACUAACACCACCAGGGAGAGGAGAUGGACCAUCACCAGGUUUGCAAAGCAGAACAGCUUUAAGGUGUUCUUUGUGGAGUCUGUGUGUGAAGACCCUGAUGUCAUUGCGGAGAACAUAGUGCAAGUGAAGCUGGGUAGUCCUGACUACAUAGACUGUAAUACAGAGGAGGUCAUCGAGGACUUCAUGAAGAGAAUCAAGUGCUACGAGAACUCUUACCAGCCACUGGAUGAGGUUCUAGACAAGGAUCUGUCCUACAUUAAGAUCAUGGACGUGGGCCGGAGAUACCUGGUGAACAGGGUGCUGGACCACAUCCAGAGCCGCAUCGUCUACUACCUAAUGAACAUCCACAUCACACCACGCUCCAUCUACCUGUGUCGCCAUGGAGAGAGUGACCUCAAUGUCAAAGGAUGCAUCGGAGGAGACUCAGGCCUGUCUGUCAGGGGCAAGGAGUUUGCAAAGUGUCUGGGGAAGUUUAUCGAGGAGCAGAACAUUAAGAAUCUCAAGGUGUGGACCAGCCAGAUGAAGAGAACCAUUCAGACAGCUGAGGCCGUGGCUCUGCCCUACGAGCAGUGGAAGGCUCUCAACGAGAUCGAUGCUGGUGUGUGUGAAGAGAUGAUGUAUGAGGAGAUCCAGGUACAUUUCCCUGUGGAGUUUUCACUUAGAGACCAGGACAAAUACCGCUACCGCUACCCUAAAGGAGAGUCCUAUGAGGACCUGGUGCAGCGGUUGGAGCCAGUCAUCAUGGAGCUGGAGAGGCAGGAGAACGUCCUGGUCAUCUGUCACCAGGCUGUCAUGCGCUGCCUGCUCGCUUACUUCCUGGAUAAGAGUGCAGAGGAGCUGCCUUACCUGAAGUGCCCUUUGCACACUGUAUUGAAGCUGACCCCUGUGGCGUAUGGAUGUAAAGUAGAGUCUGUCUGGUUGAAUGUGGAAGCUGUGAACACCCACAGGGACAGGCCGGAGAAUGUAGACAUUUCACGGAUGCCAGAAGAAGCCCUGUUCACAGUCCCCGCCCACCAGUGAUGAGUGACAGCGCACAAAGUUUAGAUUCAAUCAGUUCUUCCUUAACCCGCGAUAACCGACAACUGCAUAGCAGUUUCAUUGCUUUUAUUCAUGGAAUGUCGGAGGUGUAACUGUGUUAGAGCUGUCAAAUCAGGAAGCGACUCCCGGCGUGAUACCUAUUGCGGACGUUUCCAUUUUAUGUGCCGAGUCGCAUUAGUAAUAAUCCCAUGCAGCCUUGUUAUAGUUUGAACACUGGAAUGUGUUGUAAUAUACACCUCGAUUAGGCUGAUAUGAAUCCUCAUUAUUAAGGUUAAUGAUGUUCAAUUUGAGUGUCAUUAUUUCUAUAUAGCCUACACUUUCUCGUUCUGAACUUCUAACGUGAGUGGGACGGGUGUGGCUUCGAUUAGACGGCUCUAUAACAGUUCCACCUCCAGCACCUCCUAAACACCAGCUACCACUGGUUAAUGCUUGAUCUGAUUGAAUCCAGGCCCUAGAAACCAAAGUGACAUCACUCACCGUGGCUACUUCAUCUACUCAAUCAGAAAUCAAUGCAAAUUGCUAUAAAAUGAAAAAAAUCCUUGCAGCGCUAUUUGAAAAGAGUGCAUCUGAAUCUAUCUAAAGCGGCAAUCGGCAGAGGAAACAAUAGCGAAGCGUAAUCCCUGCCCCAGUUUCGGUAAAAAGCUGAUGGAUGGGCUGGAGAAAUUCAUAGCUAGAGCUAUGGAUGCAUGGGCUGACCAUCCAUGAUAUCAACAUUGAGUUUUAACCAUGUUUUGAGGCUAUAUAGUGUUUGUUUACAUUUACUUUGUUUACAAACAUUGGAGUAAAAGCUUAGAUUUUGGGUUCUAAUGUAGGCAUUUAUACAUUUUAUUCUUCAAGAAUCAUUCAUUUAUAAGUCCAAAAAUGUAUGUAGCGACUGCUGAUUUCCUCUUUAAGGUUCUUUAAAAAAAAAUACUUGUUUAAUCGGCUGUGUUUAGACAGGCAUCCCAAUCCGGAUCUUUUUUCCACAAAUUGGUCUUUUGACCAAUCUUAUCAGAUCUUUCUCAGAGCUGAUCUGAUUGGUCCAAAAAACAAUUAGUGAAAAAAAUAUCAGAAUUAGGCUGCCAGUCUAAACGCAGCCGUCUAGACAACUGGAAUCCAGUUCAAUGGUGAUUCACCCCACUAUCAGGGUAUGUGUGCCUGUGAGUGUGUUUUGUAUGUGUGUGAGUGUUCAUAAUACACUCAAUCUGAUGUGAAACCUUUUUUAUAUACAUGACAUAUGGCUUUUCAUCAAAUUGUAAAGUGUCUGACACAGGCAGCCCAGUUCUGAACUUUGUCCACUAAUUGGCCUUUUAACCAAUCAGAUCAACUCUUUUGCCAAUCAUUUGGCAAAGAUCAGAAUUGGCUGUCUGUGUAAACUAAAUGUAAUACUCCUUGUUCUUAGUUUUUGUCCAACCAUUUGUCUGUUAACAAGUGUUUUUUUAAAAAGCUGUUUUUUAUUUUGUGAAUUUCCUAUUAAACCAACUAUUGCGUUUACCCGCUGCAGAAGAUGUGAUAUUUGGAAUCGGACUCUAGGUGGGGACAUAAAUUGUAGGUAGUAUUUUUUUUUAUAUAUAUAUGUCUGGUAUAAAAUCAGACAUAUUAAGGUGGUUUUGCACAUCUAUUUUUUUCAAUCAAGGUCAUCUUCAUCUAGUUAAAAUCUAAACUGAUUGACUUUUUUCAUGUUGCAUCAGUGAUCUGCUAUAUCUAGAAUGUGUUUGGCUCUAUUUCUCAAUGUCUAAAAUGCUGCUGUUUUUUAGCACCUGUAGUAUCAUGACAAAUCAAUUGAAAUAACUACUAAUAUAUGUGUAAACGCAUAAGUAAUGAUCAGCAUAAUAAUCAGUUGUCAGUAAUGCUGUGAAUGUCAUUAAAUCGCUCACUGCUUGUUUAUCGUUUUUCAGCAUGUUCACCAUGUCUUGUUUGUUCAUUUUGACUUGUUUGUCAACGUGCCAAGAAUAUGAUGCAUUCAAUGUAAAUAUCUACAUCAUCCAAAUGGAAUAAAUAUUUUUUGGUUAAA
Messenger RNA from Salmo salar (Atlantic salmon), 3624 nucleotides. RefSeq names its product 6-phosphofructo-2-kinase/fructose-2,6-bisphosphatase 4. The record is from RefSeq and is a predicted model, not a curated record. NCBI's taxonomy places the organism in Eukaryota, Metazoa, Chordata, Actinopteri, Salmoniformes, Salmonidae. Gene Ontology annotation, cellular component: cytosol. Gene Ontology annotation, molecular function: fructose-2,6-bisphosphate 2-phosphatase activity; 6-phosphofructo-2-kinase activity; ATP binding. Gene Ontology annotation, biological process: fructose 2,6-bisphosphate metabolic process; fructose metabolic process.